This is a messenger RNA of Canis lupus familiaris (dog), 2034 nucleotides long. RefSeq names its product chromosome 14 C7orf31 homolog (gene SPMIP4). NCBI's taxonomy places the organism in Eukaryota, Metazoa, Chordata, Mammalia, Carnivora, Canidae. The transcript has 11 exons. Bases 492 to 1967 code for a protein of 491 amino acids. Gene Ontology annotation, cellular component: centrosome. The record is from RefSeq and is a predicted model, not a curated record.
ACCAUGGAGGUCAUUCACGGCAGGCCCUAUUGUUGCAGAGAGCUCGAAGGGGCUGACCUACUGUCCAACACCUUCUACUCUAAUGAAUUGCACACCCCGCUACAAACAACUGCUCGCCCAACUGCCUCAGAGGACAGAGCUCUCCUCUGCUAUGCUGCAAAUUCCUGAAUUCUGUAUCAUCUCUAUGGAUUUAGUCCAAAAUUCAAACCCAUUUUCUUAGCCCUUAAGAUCUAGGUAUCAGGAAUUAAGGGAGUCACUUCAACAAUGUAGACUUCCGUGGGGUGCUGAAAGGGAAUAUGGUGGCAUAAUACCCAUUUCACUCCCUGAGGAACACAGGCCAAAAUAUCGUUUCAUGGGCAAAGGACAUAAGCAUUAUGGAUUUGGUGGAGAAACCUGGCCGAGAUUCUUCCAGACUCUCUGCUGGAGGUAUAGAGGGAAGCCACAUUAUUGGUUGAGAGCUGCUACAUCUAACCCCAAUUCCAACACUCCAAAUGCAUACAGAGACAAGAAAACUUCCUAUUGAACAAUACUAUUAUUUGACGCAGAAUAAAAAAAGUGACAUCUAUGGAAAUGAUUCUUUGAUGCCCAAACCACCUAAUUCAACAGUAGCAGAAAUCUGUUCUUCAUAUCCAAUUGAACACCCGUACCACACACACAUCUCACGUGGUGCCAUGUUCCCGACCUUUACCUCACCUAAGGAUCUCUACACCGGCAUUAAAGCCCGAAACCAACAGCCAUUUCCUCCCACUGUUCCAACAAAGGCUUAUGAUACAACGAUUUUGAAAACAAGAGGUAAUCCUUACAGAUACGAACUGCUUGAUUUUCCAAUGGAUUCAAAAAAGAAAGCCUUGACUUGGCCAGGUCAGGGUGUAUAUUAUGAUUUUCCUGAAUGUGUUGAGAAAAAUAAGCCUGUAUUCUACCCAAAACCUCCUAAAACCUUUGCUCCUAACACUUCUUUAAAUUUGUGGGACCCUAUUAGCUCUCUAAAAGAAGCCAACAUACAAAGAAAUCUUGAGAGGUCCCACUGGAUCCCUUCAUACACUCAUGAUUUUACAGGUCUGGGGCCCAUGAACCCCCUUGAACUGGAUGAUUACCAUGAAAAGGAGGUAGCAGAGUUAACUGGACAGAUAGGAUUUGACCCAGAGCCUCAAGAAAAAUUCCAUCCUGUCUUAAAACCUUCCAGGCCCUUGGAAGGACGAACUGCUCGACUGAUUCAGAACCGACGUCCUCUAGAGGCUAUUGUCCAGCAAAGACAGCCCUCCUGUCCAGAUUGUACCCCUAGAGUUUUGUGUACUUUUCAUACCUUUGUACCCAGUUCUACAGAAAUGAUGGCACUUUGUGAUAACACACUGGCAGGUGUCACCCAUAAAAAGCAGGAAAUUGAAGACAAGAUUAAGCAAGAACAAAGCUUGCUAUCUACCUAUGCAUUCCCACCUUGUUAUCCAACAAAAGAUCUGAAUAACACUUGUGACAUAAAAACGUUUCCAAAAAUCACAGAUACUAAAAAGAUAGAAGAUUUGUACUGGAGACAGCUGGCAUUAAAACCCCAACAUACACCUUACUGCAACCCGAACCAUUACAUUCCAUAUGAGCAAUUUAAAUGUGUCAUAGGUGACCAGUAUACUAUGUGUCAAAACUCUGUUAGCCUUAGUAAGCCUAGUAUUUUAGAAAGUAAACGAGAUUUGGGAGCUUUUGAUUUAGAACAUUUUUUAAGUAAGCCAGAAGAACAGUCGUCCUUGAACACAGAAAACGAGGAAACAAGACCUAUUCUGGGUUGGAUUCCUAGAGCUGGAGUGGCCAAGCCUCAGACUGACCUGCUGGGGCUUAAGAACUCUUUUUCAAAAACUGGUGCACAAAAACGUUUCCAUAAAUCAAUUCUUGAAGACCAUAAAGACCUCAGGGAUAAAGUGCAUUCAGGGAUGAAACACCAAUUCUAUGGUCAUAAUUCCUAUUAUUUCUAUAAUUGAUAUUCAUCCUUUCCUUCAAAACCCAGCCUCUUGUAAGAAAAGUAAAAAUAUAACAGAAUUUCUUCCA